ACCGCUUAUGAUUAUUAAUUAUUUGCAGUGGUAAAUGUAAAACAGCAUCAGACAUGUUUUCACAUUGGACAUGCCUUUUCCCCUGGAAAGAAAAGACUUGAUUGAUUGGCGAAACAACCAAUCCCUGACCACAUGACGUAUUCCGUCUUGACCAAUAGCAAUUGUAGAAGAGGCCGACCAAACACAGACACUGAAGCGGCUCAGCAGAGAUUGUCAUUUAUUUUCGGAGAGCAUCCUCCUGAUAAGACUUAUAUUUCCGUACUGGGGUAGAAAAACGUGUUGCCUCUGCAAUGAGACGAACACAGAGAAAUUAGUUCUCUCUACGUGCAGUGUUGGAGGACAAAUGGCCCCACGUGCUGCAUUCUGCAUUAGAGGAAAUUGAAAGUAGACAAUACGCUUUCUGUUCUUGACGCCUGACCACAGCACACAAGUUACAUUAUAACUGUCCUGGAUUAGUGCAAGCCUGAAAUGAUUUAUGAUUUGAUUUCCAUCCAGUUCAAGUAUGACAGGAAGUCCCAACCAUAAACAAGAUGAAGCCCACCUUAGGCACUCAGUGGUUCAUUUCAAGAGCUACUUGCAUGGAGGGACCUCCAGCUUGCUGUCCACCAUCCCCACCCUUGUCGUUUUUCCUGUGUACAAGACUGUUUUCCGUCAACAAAUCAACAACACCCCAGUUCACCAGGCAGUGGGUCAGCUCUUCAAAGAGGGACCUGUAAAGCUCUACAGGGGCGUGGCCCCACCAUUACUGAUGAGGACUCUAAAUGGCACGAUGCUCUUUGGCCUGCAAGACACCCUCCUCUGCCAACUCUCCCUGUCAUCCCAAAAUGUCAUCCCCACAUCUGCUCUGCCUGCUCUGGCUGGGUUUGGUGCAGGUGUGGUGGAAGCUGUGGUGUUUACCCCCUUUGAGCGCGUCCAAAAUGUGUUGCAGAAUGGGCAGAACGACCGUCACCUACCCACCCUGAAGAGUGUUCUUGUAAGGCUGAGGGCACAGGGGCCGACCUUAGGGUACUACAGGGCCUUUCUGCCCAUCACAGCUCGCAAUUCUCUGGGCAGCUCCCUCUACUUUGGCCUGAAAGAGCCUGUAUGUGCUGCCGUGGCGGGACAGGGGCUCUCACCAGUGGCCGCCUCCUUCGUCUCGGGGACGCUGACCUCCAUGGCAAUCAGCUUAGCUCUGUACCCACUCUCUGUGCUAGUGGCAAACAUGCAGGCACAGGUGGGACGGGAGGUGAAAGGGGUCAUGGCUUGUUGGAGGAUGCUGUGGAAAUCUCGACAGCAGAGUGUGGCUCUGCUGUACCGAGGAGGUUCUCUUGUUAUUCUGAGAUCGUGUAUCACGUGGGGAAUCACCACCGCUAUCUAUGACAGACAGGAAAAACGUUCAGGCUGAGGAGACGGAGGAAAUCUCUAAAGGAUAUCAAAUUUACAAGUUGAAAAUAGUCUUUUUAAAUUUGUUUUAAAUAUUCAUUACCGUGAAGUGCUCCCUUGAAAAUUUAACCAGACCGCAGCUCAUCUUUAUUCAGGUGCUUUGACCAAUCAACAGGAGUCCAGUAGGCAAAAGUACAUGAUCCAUCAUCUGCUUCAAUCGUUCGCACGAUUCUGUCCAGCAGUUUUUUGUUGUGGGCUCAAGAAUUGAGCCUGCAGGUGUGGGUUCUGUUGAUUGUGGAUGUGGUUAUUUACAAGGAGUGAAGGGUCUAACAAAAUUGGUUGCAGUAUGGGAAGAGUAGAAUCCAUAAUUUUUAGGUCUGGAGCCAUACAAGGGACUACAAGUCAAGAUAUCUCGGCCUCUGCUGCAUUUAUUUUGACCAUCUGUGUCUUGGGAGUAUCCCACCUUCAUGGAAUUGAAAUACAAAAAGUACAUGAAGGAGAUGAUUGGUGUAUAAUCAAGACAUUAUUUCAUUUACUAUAUGACAUAGCUACUGUAUAUAUGAAUUGAGAUUAAUAUUGAUAAGUUAGAAGUCAGUGACUCAGGGGUCAUCACUGUUGCCUUACAGCAAGUUCUCAUGUCAGCAUGUGUGUCCACAGCAGGUGGGAUGAAACCUGUCCCCCAGUAUGGGACAAGCCACUGGAUGUUUAUUAUUUUCAAUGUACUCCAUUUAAAUAUCUUUGUUUGACUGUGAAAGAAAAAUGUCCACUGUCUUUCUGUGAUCUCAACAUAUACCUGUAAAAUCAUCACAUAAUAAUAUUCCAGUUGCUGCAGAAAAUAGUUUUUUUUUGCAACACCCAAUAAUAAACUAAUCUUAUUGAUCAUA
Seriola aureovittata is the source of this 2246-nucleotide messenger RNA. RefSeq names its product solute carrier family 25 member 53-like. The transcript has 2 exons. The record is from RefSeq and is a predicted model, not a curated record. Bases 503 to 1384 code for a protein of 293 amino acids. Lineage: Eukaryota; Metazoa; Chordata; Actinopteri; Carangiformes; Carangidae.